Anisakis simplex (herring worm) is the source of this 423-nucleotide messenger RNA. The record is from the annotation of a GenBank genome assembly. NCBI's taxonomy places the organism in Eukaryota, Metazoa, Nematoda, Chromadorea, Rhabditida, Anisakidae.
AUGCUGAAUCUUGUUGCUUAUGACGCAAGUGAUUCGGAACAGGAGUCUGACCGUUCCGAAAGCGACGAAAAUUGCAUUCAUGCUGAAGUGGUUAGCAAUCCCAAGAAGGGCGUGAAUAUAGUUGAAAAGCGUGAAGCCGUUGACGAAGAUUGUCCUGAAGUGAACGUUCACAAGGAAGUCAGUGAUUCUGUGGCAGACACUCUUGAAUCGGCCAGCUCGGGAGGAUGGAGCGUUCUGGAUUGUUUACCUUCUGCGGCUCCGAUUCAUUCAGCAAAGACGAUAGAUAGCGAGAGUCUUGGUGAUAAUGAAUUGGAGGAACUUGUGAAGCGUAAGCAAUGGGAAAUUAAAUUGGCCAAGAAAGCUGAGAAGGAGCGACGUAAGAAGGAGAAGAAACUCAAGAAAAGAGGCGUGAAGAAAAGGUAA